Zygosaccharomyces rouxii is the source of this 1662-nucleotide messenger RNA. RefSeq names its product malate synthase MLS1 (gene MLS1). The record is from RefSeq and is a predicted model, not a curated record. Gene Ontology annotation, biological process: glyoxylate cycle. Gene Ontology annotation, cellular component: cytoplasm; peroxisomal matrix. The coding region runs from base 1 to 1662 and encodes 553 amino acids. NCBI's taxonomy places the organism in Eukaryota, Fungi, Ascomycota, Saccharomycetes, Saccharomycetales, Saccharomycetaceae. Gene Ontology annotation, molecular function: malate synthase activity. The transcript has a single exon.
AUGGUUAAAGUCAGUUUGGAUAACGUUGAAUUAAAGGUCAAUAUUGAUGCUGAACCACAAUUCAGCCCUUCUACCACUACAGUGGCAAAUAUUUUGACUAAGGAUGCAUUGGAAUUUGUCGUAUUGCUUCACAGAACUUUUAAUGCAAAGAGAAAGGAAUUGUUGGGAGCUAGACAAGAAGUUCAGAAGAAGUUGGAUACUGGUAAUUACAAAUUAGAUUUCUUGCCAGAGACCAAGGCAAUUAGAGAAGACCCCACCUGGCAAGGUCCUACAUUAGGACCUGGUCUAGAAAAUAGAUCUACCGAGAUUACUGGUCCACCACAAAGAAAUAUGCUUGUUAAUGCAUUGAACGCUCAAGUUAACACUUAUAUGACAGAUUUUGAAGAUUCUUCUUCCCCUACAUGGUUUAACAUGAUUUAUGGUCAAGUUAACCUGUAUGAUGCAUUGAGAAAUCAGUUGAAUUUUACGACACCAAAAAAAGAGUACAAAUUAAAGUCCUCCAUUUCUGAGUUACCAGCAAUUAUUGUACGCCCAAGAGGUUGGCACAUGGUAGAAAAGCACCUCUAUGUAGAUGGUGAACCGAUUAGUGCAUCAAUUUUUGAUUUUGGUUUGUACUUCUUCCACAAUGCAAAGCAAGCUAUGAAAGUCAACAGAGGCCCCUACUUCUAUUUGCCCAAGAUGGAGCACCAUUUGGAAGCCAAAUUAUGGAACGAUAUCUUCAAUGUUGCCCAAGAUUGGGUUGGUAUCCCCAGAGGUACCAUUAGGGCCACGGUCUUGAUUGAAACUUUACCAGCAGCAUACCAAAUGGAAGAAAUUCUUUGGCAACUGCGUUCUCAUUCUGCAGGGUUGAACUGUGGUCGCUGGGAUUAUAUCUUUUCCACUGUUAAGAGAUUGCGUAAUUUACCUGAGCACGUUCUACCUGACAGAGAUCUAGUUACAAUGACUUCGCCAUUUAUGGACGCUUAUGUUAAGAGAUUGAUUAAUACUUGUCACAGAAGAGGUGUUCAUGCAAUGGGUGGUAUGGCCGCUCAAAUUCCAAUCCCUAACGACCCUGUUGCUAAUGAAAAGGCAAUGGCAAAGGUUCGUAAUGAUAAGAUCAGAGAAUUGACAAAUGGUCAUGAUGGAUCUUGGGUUGCACAUCCUGCAUUAGCCUCUAUCUGUAAUGAAGUUUUCAUCAACAUGGGGACUAAAAAUCAAAUUCACUAUAUUCCAGAAACUACUGUUACAGCCCAACAGUUAAGCGAUACCCAGAUUCCAGGUGGUCAAGUCACUAAACGUGGUAUUAUUCAAAAUUUGGAUAUUGGUCUACAGUACAUGGAAGCUUGGUUAAGAGGUUCUGGUUGUUCACCAAUUAACCAUUUGAUGGAAGAUGCCGCCACCGCCGAAGUCUCUCGUGCUCAAUUGUAUCAAUGGGUAAAGCACGGUGUUGUACUAGGUGAUACUGGUGAAAAGGUUACUCCUCAAAUGACUUCACAACUAUUGAAAGAACAGGCUGCUAAGUUGGCCGCAGAGAGUCCAUUCGGUAAUGGUAACAAGUUUGAUGUCGCCGCCAAACACUUUUUACCAGAAGUUACGGGUGAAAGAUUCAGUGAAUUUUUGACUACAUUGCUGUACGAUGAAGUGGUUACUCAACAGACGUCUACAGAUUUGAGUAAGUUGUAA